Messenger RNA from Passer montanus (Eurasian tree sparrow), 528 nucleotides. Its product is annotated as serine/threonine-protein kinase pim-1-like. Gene Ontology annotation, molecular function: ATP binding; protein serine/threonine kinase activity. Gene Ontology annotation, cellular component: cytoplasm. Lineage: Eukaryota; Metazoa; Chordata; Aves; Passeriformes; Passeridae. The transcript is spliced from 2 exons. The annotation marks the transcript as partial. Gene Ontology annotation, biological process: protein autophosphorylation. The record is from RefSeq and is a predicted model, not a curated record.
GUGGCCAUCAAACGCGUGCCGCGGGAUCGCAUCCGGCACUGGGGCGAGCUGCCCGACGGCACCAGCGCGCCCCUGGAGAUCGUGCUGCUGGCCAAGGUGUCCUGUGGCUGUGCUGGUGUCAUUCAGCUCCUGGAGUGGCUUGAGCUCCCCGACAGCUUCUUGAUGGUGCUGGAGCAUCCGGAGCGGUGCCAAGAGCUCUCGGAUUUCCUGGUGGAGCGGAGGUUCCUGCCGGAGGAGGAGGCGCGGGGGCUGUUCCGCCAGGUGCUGGAGGCCGUGCGGCACUGCACCAGCUGCGGGGUCCUGCACAGGGACAUCAAGCCCGAGAACAUCGUGCUCGACCUGGCCAGCGGGCAGCUGAAACUGAUCGACUUUGGCUGUGGCGCCUUCCUCCAAGACACAGCCUACACCCAGUUUGCAGGUGAGCCCUCGCAGGGGAUGCUCCUGGGCAUCUCAUGGCCCAGCCUGGGUGUAGCACUGGCGCUUCCCCCUACUGCAGCUGGGAUGGGAUUAAUGCUGAAGCCAAGUUGA